This is a messenger RNA of Acaulospora morrowiae, 353 nucleotides long. The record is from the annotation of a GenBank genome assembly. NCBI's taxonomy places the organism in Eukaryota, Fungi, Glomeromycota, Glomeromycetes, Diversisporales, Acaulosporaceae.
GAAAUAUGACAGUUGAGCAAUUUUCCGCUAGAAUCAAAAAGAUAGGUAAACUUGCUGAAAUGACUCCCGAACAACAAAGAGAGCAAUUUAUUCAUGGAUUAUCUCCUAUGAAUCAAUACAAUAUUUGUAUGAUAGCCAAAUUUAAUGAUACACAAAAUAAUAUUGCAGAAGUAUUGGCUGAAGCAGAAAAAUUUACAUUAUCUCAAGCAAGUGCACCAUCUUCUUUUCCUAUUUUCCCUGUUGCUAACCCUUAUGAUAAUGCUAACAAAUCAGGAAUAUCUAAAACCGAAGUUGAAAAUUUAAUAAAAAAUACAAUGGCAUCCAUACAAUCCCAGCCUAUUUCUUCGCAACCC